Messenger RNA from Candoia aspera, 2218 nucleotides. RefSeq names its product myosin light chain kinase 2 (gene MYLK2). Gene Ontology annotation, cellular component: cytoplasm. Gene Ontology annotation, molecular function: ATP binding; myosin light chain kinase activity; myosin light chain binding. The coding region runs from base 250 to 1842 and encodes 530 amino acids. Gene Ontology annotation, biological process: protein phosphorylation; striated muscle contraction; cardiac muscle tissue morphogenesis. The transcript has 12 exons. NCBI's taxonomy places the organism in Eukaryota, Metazoa, Chordata, Lepidosauria, Squamata, Candoiidae. The record is from RefSeq and is a predicted model, not a curated record.
GGCAUUGAAGGGGACGCUGCUGACAGCCCUCGGCGACAGGGACGGUGGCAGCAGCUGCUCGGCGGCCUUCCCAAGGGGCAGCAAGAGGGUGAGCCCUCGGCCACAGGGACAGCUCCGGACAUUCCGGCCCGUGCCUUUGCUCUUGGCCUCUCGAAGCUGAUCUGAAGUCCCAGGAAAGGAGCGGGGGCAGUUUGGGAGAUCUCUAUUGGGCCCCCACUGGUGGAAGAGACUCAUCUGGAGCAGCAGAAGAUGGAGAAGGAUGGAGAAACCUGCAGUGUGCAGGAUACUGGGGGAGGGGUGAAAGAAGUGCUUCCAGGAGGCCCAGCCCAGCAGAAAGGCACGCCAACAGAACAGGGCCAAGCGGAGAAAGAAGGGAGCCCAGGUGAGUCCAUGGGAGCGAAGGACCACCCAGGCCACCAGAAGGGUGUUCAACAGAAGCCACUGCAUUUCCUACAAAGCUUCAGCUGCCCAGCAACGGUGAACAGCUUAGAAGAUAUUCCAGAAGAGGCUUCGCCUGCCCCCGGCACGCAGAGUCCUCAAGAUCCAGCUGCUGCUUUUGCAUCUGGCCCAGAGCCUGUGCCUGGAGACCCCAGCCGAGACAAGGCGGCCCCUGGACAAGCCCCGGCGCCAGCAGCAGAGCCACCAAGCCCCGCAGCCAAAGAGGGCCCCAGGACUUUGGCUGAGGAGCCCGCUCUGCCUGCUCCUGACGCUGCUGGGGCCCCUCCGUCUCCCGGAAGCCAAGCCGCCACCGACUCUGCAGACCCCGGGGCCGGCCCCUACCUCACUCCGGACUUUGGCAAGGGGGACCCCUCCCUGAUCCUGGAUGACACUCCCCCGCCCCCUGCGCCUUUCACCCAUCGCAUUGUCACAUUGAGGACUGGAAACUUCAAAGAUACCUACAACCUGAACACUGAGGAGAUCCUGGGCGGGGGGAAGUUUGGAGAAGUCCGUACAUGCGUGGUGAAGGAGACGGAACUCAAGCUUGCUGUGAAGAUCAUUAAGAAGCAGGGGCCAAAAGACAGGGAAAUGGCAGAAGUGGAAAUAGAUGUGAUGAACCAGCUCAACCACCGGAACUUGAUCCAGCUGUAUGAUGCCAUCGAGACGCCCCGAGAGAUCAUGCUCUUUAUGGAAUUUGUCCCAGGUGGUGAGCUUUUUGAGCGGAUCAUCGAUGAGGAUUACCAGCUCACUGAAGUGGAUUGCAUGGUUUUUGUGCGGCAAAUCUGUGAAGGAAUCCUCUUCAUGCAUCAGAUGAGGGUGCUGCACCUGGACCUCAAGCCCGAGAACAUCCUGUGUGUGACAGCCACAGGCCACAUGGUGAAGAUAAUUGAUUUUGGAUUUGCCCGGAGAUACAACCCCCGAGAGAAACUAAAAGUCAAUUUUGGCACCCCGGAAUUCCUGCCGCCAGAGGUGGUCAGCUACGAGCCGGUCUCCUACAGCAGUGACAUGUGGAGCAUGGGGGUGAUCGCAUAUAUGCUGCUGAGCGGCCUCUCCCCUUUCCUGGGGGACAACGACACGGAAACGCUCAACAACGUCCUGGUGGCCGAGUGGUAUUUCGACGAGGAAGCCUUUGAGGGCAUCUCUGACGAAGCCAAAGACUUUGUCUCCAACUUGAUCAUUAAGCAAAAAAGUGGGCGGCUGAGCGCCUCGCAGUGCCUGCAGCACCCCUGGCUGAACAACCUGGCCGACAAGGCCAAGCGGGUCAACCGGCGCCUCAAAUCUCAGGUCCUGCUCCGGAAGUACGUGAUGCGACGCCGCUGGAAGAAAAACUUCAUUGGCGUUUGUGCUGCAAACCGAUUCAAGAAAAUCACCAGCUCCGGAUCCCUGACGGCGCUCGGGGUUUGAACUGGGGGGGCUGGAACUGAGCAAGGGAUGAAAGAGGGAAGCCACCAACCGGGAACUUGGACAGUGUUGUGUUUGUGUUGCCCUGCGUCCCAGGGAUUGUGUAGUGGAGAGGAACAGGACCCUUCACGGAUCAUGGGACGGCGGGGCCCAGGAGCAUGGGACCUUGCACAGAGAUGCUCCGCCCCUCCGUUCAAAGCCUGCCCGUCCUCCUGCUCCUGUUCUCCUGGGCAGGCUGCCCCCUUCCCUUCUCUGCUGACUUGAGCCUUGCCAUGCUGAGUGCCGUUUUCUAAGGUUUGACUGCUGAGGGCUCACGAGGACUCAGUGCUCUGCUCAAGGCUGCUUCUAUGGGGACUGUGCGGAUCCCCUGCCCCCGUUG